CCAGAUUCAUUAACAACUGUAUUACAAACAUAACAACUGCAGUGAUUUACUUAACAACUGUGGCAAAAUUCACUUGUUUUGCUUAGCAACAGACAUUUUGGGCUAAAUUAUGGUUGCAACUUGUGGACCACCUGUCCCAACUUUAGCAAAUUGCUAAUGAUUUGUUAACCAUCUUAUUUUAAUAAUUUAUAAACAGAUCUUCAGACAUUUAAACUAAUUGCAAAACAAUAUUUUUUGUUUUUAAAGAGGUCACUUCCUAUGUCAUGCCAAACAUAAUCUUUGGCUCUACUUAUUUGGAAUUAUAGGAAGCUCAAGAGUCAAUAAAUUUCAAGGGCAUCAAGCUAGGGAAGGCUGUUUUUCAAGAAUGUUUACCCGAAGGACAUCUGAUGCUUUUCACUUCAUGCUACAUUGUUCAGAUAAGACUUUCAAGUAUUGCCUAAAUAAGGAAGAAACCUCAGUGAGAUGAAGUUAGCCAUGAGACCAGACUGACACAAGGAAUUCAAAGGGUACAGGGCAUAAGCUGCUUCAUUACCGAACCUUGCCAUCUUUCUAAAAGAACAAAAAAUGAGAAUGAUUUUUCAGGAAUCUUCAAAGAAUGAAGAUGAGGAAGAGGUGGAGGAUGAAGAAGAGGAGGAUGUAAGAGUAUUCUUUAAACCUGUCAUUGAGGAUAAAAACAUGGAACUUGCAAGAAAAUGCACAGAGAUAAUAAGUAAUGUCCAUUAUAAAGAAGAAUAUGAAAAAUCAAAAGGCAGGUGCACACUUGUGCCUGAUACUCCACAGCUGACACAUGUGAAAAAUAUAUCUGCUAUUAUUUCUGAUGCAAAGUACAAAGCAAAGGCUAAGAAAGAACUUUCUAACUCAUUCUACCAGCAAAUGCCUGCUACAAUUGAUAGUGUGUUUGCAAAAGAAAUCAUGAAUCUUCAGAGCAAGGUUCUUUACAAGAAAAAAUAUGAUGCUGAGAAAGGAACAUCGAAUUAUGCACAUAUGAAGGAACUUCCAGAUGUUAAGCAUGCCAUGGAAGUUAAUAAACACCAGAGUAAUGUGUCAUAUAAAAAAGAUCUCCAGGAUAUUCACAAAUAUACUGAAGUUUCCAAUAGACCAGAUAUAAUGAUGGCAACAAAGCUAACAAAGCUAAUAAGCAAUGCUGAAUAUACAAAAGGAAAACAAGAAAUGAGCAAAGAGCCAACUGUACUUGGAAGACUAGACUUUAACCAUGCUCAGAAAGUAUCCAAGUUGUUAAGUCAAGUUAAAUAUAAAGAACAGCUUAUUAAAGAAAUGAAGAAUAAUUGCUUCAAUCCUCUUGAAAGUGCUUUUUUCAAGCAAGCUCAACUGGCUUCUGUAUUGGCAAGUGAUGUAAAAUACAAAAAAGAAAGUCUGGACAGUCUUCAUGAACCAGCAUCUGCAUUUCCAAACCUAUUGCAAUUAGAGCAUGCAUUGAAUGCCAGCAAGAUCCAUAGUAAUUAUGAAUAUAAGAAAGUAUUUGAAAAAACUAAGGGACUCUAUCAUUUUGAAGUGGAUACUGCUGAACAGCUGCACCACAAAGAAAACGCAGUCCUGCAAAGUCAGGUUAAGUAUAAGGAGAGAUAUGAAAAAUCAAAAGGCAAGUCUAUGCUAGAAUUUAUGGACACACCAACAUACCAAGUUUCAAAGGAAGCUCAAAAGUUUCAAAGUGAGAAGAUGUAUAAAAAAGAAUUUGAAGAAAAAGUCAGAGGGAAAGCAGCCUUGGACUUAGACAAGACUCUAGAAUUUUUGCAUGUGAAACACGUAACAGAUCUACUAAAAGAGAAAGAGUAUAGAAAAGAUUUGGAAGAAGGGAUAAAAGGAAAAGGACUGGCAGUACUUGAAGAUACUCCAGAUUUGAUCAGAGUGAAAAAUGCAACUCAGAUACUAAAUGAGAAAGAAUACAGAAAAGAUCUGGAACAGGAAAUAAAGGGAAAAGGAGUGAAACUUAUUUCAGAAACCCCUGACAUCCAAAGAGCAAAGAGAGCAUCUGAAAUUGUUAGUGAGAAAGAAUAUAGAAAAGAUCUGGAAACCAAAAUUAAAGGAAAAGGAAUGCAAGUUGGCACUGAUACUCUUGAAAUACAGCGAGCAAAGAGAGCAUCUGAAAUUGCAAGCCAGAAAGAAUACAAAAAACAUCUAGAAAUGGAAAUUAAAGGAAAGGGAAUGCAAGUGGGCAUGGAUACUCCUGAUAUACAACGAGCAAAGAAAGCUUAUGAACUCGCAAGCCAGAAAGAAUAUAUGAAAGACUUGGAGACUGAAAUCACAGGGAAAGGAAUGCUAAUAGGCCCAGAUAUUCCAGACAUACAGCGAGCAAGGAAGGCAUCUGAAAUAGCUAGUCAAAAGAAGUAUAAAGAUGAAGCAGUGAAGAUGCUAUGUACUUAUUCUGCAGUGCCAAAUACUCCUGAAAUUGAGAGGAUUAAAAAUGCACAAAGAAAUAUCAGUGAUGUACUAUACAAGAAAAGAUUAGGUGCUGGCAUAACAGUAGCAGAGACCCCUGUGAUUGAACAUGUAAAGAAAAAUCAGAAAAAUAUUAGCACAGUUUGCUAUAAAGAGCAGCUUGGUAAAGGUAUUUCAGUGAGUGUCACUCCUGAAAUGGAAAGAGUGAAGAAGAAUCAAGAAAUUAUCAGCUCGGUCAAGUACAGCAGAGAUCAUCAGCAAAUGAAAGGUAGACCUAGCGUGAUUCUAGACACACCCGAGUUAAGGCAUGUCAAAGAAACACAAAACAUCAUCUCAAUGGUCAAAUAUCAUGAAGAUUUUGAGAAGACAAAAGGCAGAGGAUUCACUCCAGUAGUGGAUGACCCUGUAACUGAACGGGUGAGAAGGAAUACCCAAGUAGUUAGUGAUGCUGCAUACAAAGGUGUUCACCCACAUAUAGUUGAAAUGGACAGGAGACCUGGAAUAAUUGUAGAUCUCAAAGUUUGGCGCACAGAUCCUGGCUCCAUCUUCGACCUUGAUCCUUUGGAAGAUAAUAUUCAGUCUAAGAGUCUACAUGUGCUUUUGGAAAAAGCAAGACGUAGCCAAUACCACUUGCGUUCUACCAGUACUUCUGGUGUUGGAGAUGACAAAUCAGAUGAUUCUAUAUUUUCUUACUCCAGUGAGGCAACAAGGCUAUCUAAUGAAGGAGGAGCCCCUGUGCUUCCUGGGGCCUAUCAACAAAAUCAACCCCAAGGAUAUGGUUACAUGCACCAGACUAGUGUGUCAUCUAUGAGAUCAAUGCAUUCGCAGCCACAUUCAGCUAGCUUGAGAACUUAUAGAGCUAUGUAUGACUAUAGUGCCCAAGAUGAAGAUGAAGUUUCCUUCAGAGAUGGUGACUACAUCAUCAAUGUACAACCUAUCGAUGAUGGUUGGAUGUAUGAAUACUGGAGUGGAUUGCUGUUUCUUCUGGGCCACAUUGAGACUAACCUUGUCUAUAAUCUGUUGAUCAUGAGUGACCCUUAUGGGAGUCCGCCCUGAUAUAGGAUAGCUCAUAGCAUUACUGGACUGUGCAAAUCCCAUUACAAGGUAACUGUACAUGAAGAGUAAUAUGUUGUAUAUUUAAAAAGCAGGGUGAUAACCAAUCCAUCAAGUAUUUUUAAAGCAUAUGUUACUAUAAGUACUGAUUUCCCAGAUCUGAAGUUGACUUUUUGCUGCUAAUGGAGAACCAGGGCAAGCUAUAUUCAAUCUUUCCACUCUCCCACCUUCAAAUAUUACCCAUUGCUAUUAAAAUUGGUGAUUUCUUUGCCAUUACUGAAGUAGUUUACAAAUGAACGAAAGGAACAAUUUUCACAGUUCUGAUUUGUCCAUGUGCAAUGCAGCAAUAUUAUUAAAUAGGAUACUGAAUUGCAAGGGGAAAAUGCCAACAAUGGCCACCAGGUCCAUGAUCUCUGCAGCCUAGGCAGCUCCAAGAUGCCCAGCAUAUCACUUUCAUAGUCCUCAAUUUGGGAAUUCUGUGGAAAGAAAGAAAAUAAUGAAUAGAUGGAUGGAUGUUGUAUUGCUGUUGUUGUUGCUGCUUACCUAUCUAAGAAGUUGGGGUAGAAGGGAGAAAAAGGGGAGGCUUAUAAGAGAGCGGCACAUAUGAAAUGGUAGUUGUCCUAUUUAUUUUUUAUGUAAAGAAAUCAAGCAUAAAAGCACUGUCUGCAUGAGAAAGAGAAAGAAAUGGAGAAACAGAUGAAACUGGAUGGCUAAAAGCAUCUUAAGCUUUUAAGAUCAUUCAAUACCUCUAUAUUAGUUUAAAAUGAAUUGUACUUAUCCAAGAUUAUUGAUCAAUUAUGGACAUAUUUAAAUAAAUGUUAGCAAAGCAUUUUCAUAUUAAGUGCUACCUGUACAUAAGGUUGCUUCAUGCAUCAUGCAGGCAAUGUAGUUGCCACCAGAAAUUUCAUUCUUACCUAUUAGACCUCUAUGCCCACAAUGCUAACAAAAUCAUGCAAGGGUAUUUUUCUAUCCAAGGUUUGUUGAUGAAGUCAAAGCUGGUUGGAUUUGCACAUAUUAAGUCAAAACCUGUAAUUUAUAAAUCACAAGUGGCUGAGUUUGCACAAUUAGUUUUACCAAAUCUAAGCAAACGAUAACAUGGUUUAGUGUGAUGCAUGGGAUAUGAGCUCAUCCUCUUUUGAUCAGUCAUUAUAUAGAAAUCUAGUCAUCCCCUCACAGAGCUUGCUUUCAGUGCUGCAGUACUCAUCUAGAGCAUUGCUAUGCCAAAGUUGCUUUCAGUGACAAUUGUAUCAUUUUGUAAUAACUGAAAUAGCCUUUGGAGUGAAUAUUUAUAAGUCUGGAUAACUGGAAAAACAUUUUGAUACCUUCUUGAGAAUCAAAGGCAUAUAGGCAGUCUCCAGGUUACACAAAGGUUUCAUUAUAGGAAUCCAAGUAUAAGAUCAUAAUAGCAGUAAUAAUUUUUCACAUGUACAAAUACGUUGCCUGUCAUUUUUCAGAUUUGCAAAAUGCGGGCUGUCACUCUUUUGUCCCUUUCCAGUCAAAGCUUAUUUGACUGGGUCAAAAUAUCUUGAUCUUUAUUUUCUAUGAAAGAAUAACAGCAAUAUACUCUUCAUUUUAAAUUAUUUCCAGGAAUAAGUAGUGAUAAUCAUACAGGGAAACAGUAAUUUGACUAUAUGUUAUGUGUUUUGAAUAAUAUGUAAUUUAAAACUAUUGGAUAAAUGUUAGCUAGUGUUUAAUUAGUUUAGCAUUUGGUGUAUUGAAACCCAGUUGGUGAUACAGAACUAUUCAAAUCUUCUAGACACAUCCUGCUAGCAAACAUAGGCUUAUAUACGUUACAAAUCACAAAAAAUUAAUCUUUUAUCAACAUUUCUGAAUGUCCUGACUUUAUUUAUUAAUUUUUUGUCACACUUGGAUUUUAUUUCUACUUUUUCCUGAAAGAAAAAAGCACAUUUAUUAAAAAUAUCUUUUUAUUCCAUAAAAAUCUCUUACGCUGUCAACAGUUUUUGAUGACACGUGUGAUUCCUAAGGCUCCAUAUCUAGUCCUUGGGCUUGUGGUUAAAAGGAUCUAGAAUACAUCCUGGCUUGCUACCAUCAUCAAGGGCAACACCUGUAAUAACAAUUCACUUUUUGGUUCAUCCCAAAUAUCCUUGAAUUAAGAAUGUGACAGAGAGAGGGGUAUCAAGGCAAACUUAUAUCCAUCUACCCCUUAUUUAACUCCUCUGAAGAUCUUUGUAGAUUGAUCCAAAGGCCUUCACAGAUAUUGGAGACAUAUUUACCCGAGCUUGUUUUAACACUCUCUCAAUUUUAAUCCAGACAAAGCAAUGUUUCACAUAGACUGAACUGGAGGCAUUUCUAUUACUGUCUCCUGAAAUUUGAUAAAUAAUGUGCAAAGAUCUGCAGAGGUAAUCCGAAGUGCCCACUCUUGCUUCUACUGUUCUUUUUACCUUUACAUGGGGAUGUUAUCUCAUUGUAAUAGAGUACACUUUUAUAUUCUGCCAGGUUGCUUCCUACUGCAGGCUUUGUUCUUAUUGGAUAGUUGGCCGAGGGAAGAGAAAAUAUUUAAUAUCUACCCAUCUACAAAGAAUCGAACAUAAAAGAAAGAAGCAAGUUGGAGCAGAGUGCAUCAUGAUUAAUAUUGCAUCAGUAGAAUGACUGUGAUAACUCAGCUUUCAUUAACAAAAAUGACUUAAUUCUCAGGUUUUCUGCUCUGCCUUCCUAUGUCUCUUUAAAAUUCAGGCUGAAAUCUGCUUCAAACUUUCUUUCUGUCUGUUUCCCAAUUUUUUCUGAUAAUAUUCCAAUAGUUGUUUUGUCAUUAAAAAAAAUUCUAGUCCUCCCCCCAUGUUGCUAUAAAAGCAAAAAAGAAUUCUCCUCCCUGAUGCUCUACUGAAGGUUAUAUUUAAUUGAGCAUCUUACAGACCAGCCACCUGUUUAGAUGGUAUUGCCAAUCCAAAGGAUUUGGUUCCUAGGUUUUUCUGAAAAGCAGUGCUUUUUCUUUUUUAAUGUCAAGAGUUGGUAUUCCUGUUUCAAUAGGUUUUCCUAAACCAUUGAAUACUUUUUCAAUUAAGUUUCUGGUCUCCCUUUACUUAAAAUAAAAGUAUCAUGAAAGAUAAUAUCAUUUAGAUACAACCAAGGUGAUUAAAUUCUGAAAAUAAUUUUAAAAGGAAAAUAAAAAGAAGUAAAACUUUCUGUUUCUGAGUCUCAAAAUACCCAUUUCUUCUCUGAAGUGAAACAUCAGUCUUUUAGAAUAGUCAAAUUUGCAUUUUUCUUGCUAAAUAUUUGGAGCUAAUUUUUCAUUCUGUCUAUACAAUUAUUGGACACUCAGAGGAACUUUAUAUUAGAAAAUAUUGUAUCUAUCAUGCAAUCACAUUGAAACUGAAAAUAUGUUAUUUUGAAGCAAUCAUUAAGUUAUCUACUGUACCACAGCAAAUAUGUGUACUUAAACAUUGCAAAGUAUGAAUUGAUUAAAACACCAGAAAUAAUUUUAUUGAUUGUAUUUGAUUAGCAUGAUAUGAAGCUCAAUCUACUAUUUUUGAAGUUUAUAAAGAGCAAAAAACAAAUUACUGUUGUAGUAUAAUGUACUGUUCCUUCAAAUGUAAAUUCUUUGUUAUUUUUCACAAUUGUAUGUUAUUUGGUUAUAAGAAAUUAUGAAAAACCAUUGAUGCUUAAUGGAAUGAGGACUUUCAAUGGAUCAGAUAAUAUAUUUUAUCAGAUAAAUAUAUUUUACUUGAAAUGCUUUAAAUUCUGUUUUCCCCAGCUCACUGUGAAUAAAGCAACAUUUUGUUACCUGAAGUUUGAGCCUAUGCAACCUAAUAUCUAUUUGGUUCUGGUCAAAUAAUUGCAGUUAACAUACAAUGGCAUUGAAAUAAAAUACACUAUUAAAGCUUC
Messenger RNA from Crotalus tigris (Tiger rattlesnake), 7293 nucleotides. RefSeq names its product nebulette (gene NEBL). The transcript is spliced from 27 exons. Gene Ontology annotation, molecular function: actin filament binding. The record is from RefSeq and is a predicted model, not a curated record. Bases 565 to 3453 code for a protein of 962 amino acids. Gene Ontology annotation, cellular component: focal adhesion; Z disc. Lineage: Eukaryota; Metazoa; Chordata; Lepidosauria; Squamata; Viperidae. Gene Ontology annotation, biological process: cardiac muscle thin filament assembly.